Schizosaccharomyces japonicus yFS275 is the source of this 2463-nucleotide messenger RNA. RefSeq lists its product as hypothetical. The record is from RefSeq and is a predicted model, not a curated record. Bases 1 to 2463 code for a protein of 820 amino acids. Gene Ontology annotation, molecular function: S-adenosylmethionine-dependent methyltransferase activity. The transcript has a single exon. Lineage: Eukaryota; Fungi; Ascomycota; Schizosaccharomycetes; Schizosaccharomycetales; Schizosaccharomycetaceae.
AUGGUUUUCCUCGGUAUCAGUCAGCAGCUAGAUCACCUGCUGGUUACAGAUGCUAGCCAGUUGCCCGAGGCCCCUCCUAAACCUAAAAAGAAAAAAGACAAAAACAAGUACCCAAAAAAUAGUCACAGUUUCGAUGACGGCUCGGCCAGCGUGAAAACCUCCUCGGACUCUCAAGCGUCGAGCUCAAAGUCUAAGAAAUGGUCAUUCAAAUGGCUAAAGAGCCAGUCUAAAACGUCUUCUGCGUCGCAAUCGUCCGCCUCCGAGCACGCCAAUGAUGCUCGUAGCAGCAAUUCGCGUGAUGUCGAUUCGAUACACAGCUCGGCGCUUAGCGGCUCUUCUCUCGGGAAGGCAAAAUGGAGCCAAAGCUUUGCAUAUGAUAUUCUUGAUAUUCCCGGUAGCGCUUCAAUUCACACAACGUCUACAGACGAGGCGGCCUCGAGCACCACUGGCGCAGCAGGAAGCCCCAGCAUAGUCACGGAAGACAUCACAGGCGGCGAUAAGGCCGACGCGACUUUGUCGGCUCCUGAGUCUAAUCCGCAGUCGGCUCGCUCUAAACCCACUCUUAUGGAGACUAAACUGGCGCGUGCGUCAAAAAACCGCCUCAAAGUCGGCGCCGCUUAUAGACCCAAUGUUGCAGGUGCAGAAUUGGCAGGCGAGCAUGGCGCUGCAAGAGAAAACUACGAAAAUAACCAUCUCGUUGUCGCAGAUGCGUCGCAGACAGUCGGCUUGCCGACGCUCGCUUCGAAUGAGAGGGAAAAAAAGUGGGACGAGGAUUGCAUGACUGGAACAUUUGACAGCUCGUAUCGGUCUGUUAUGCAAGACAUGGAUGAAGGCGUCGCAAACGUAGAUGAUUCUCAUCGGCCAUAUAUGUCCACGUCCGACUGCAUUCCACGCGAAUGGUCCGCAAAUACUGAAACUGAUUCGCCGUUAGAACACAUGCCCAGGCGCAGACCAACUUUACCCCGUUUAUCGUCGCUACAAAGCAUCCAAAGCAGCGACGAUGCCCUUCGCACAACUUCUCCUUACUCCACGACUCCUUCUUCCGCUUCAUACAACCUUCAUGAUCUUUCCGCUUCUCGUUUGUAUGCCGAUCCACUAAGCAUUGGUAGCAACUCCUUGACGUCCGCUGGCGCUUCGUCCCUGGAGCUGCCGCCGCUUCAGCCGAUUGCUGAAUGCCCUCCGGCCUUUCGACUGUCACAAGGCAGACGCAUUUAUCCCGAGCCCAACGCCCAUUACCGUGCUCUCGAGAUGGAAAACGCGAAUCGCUACCUUCCUGCUGACUAUCCCAGAACACCCUCGGGCAUGGACGAUGUCACCAGUCAGGAUUUCAACGCCAACCUCGGUGACAUGAACCGCGCUUGGUCCCAGAUGUCCAUUCGUGACAGACAGCCCUCGCCCAUUCCAUCCGCAACUCCCUACCGUCGCUCCUCAGACCGUGUCCGUCUCGACAAAAACUCGUACGCUGCAGCUCCUGACCGGCCAGAGCCUGCGUCCUCUCUGCGCCAAGCGCCGAAUCCCAUGUACCGCAAGUCAGCAACAAAUGCUGCUCUUGCCUACGACUGGAUUGGCGCCAUUGACCGUUUCUACAUUACUCCAUCUGUUUCCAAACGGACGGCGACUGGUCCGGGCGCCUCCAAAGAUGUCAUGGACGUUUCCCCUGAUGGCUCUUCUGCUGAGUACUCGCAAGUCUUCGUGGGCUGCAAGACUAUGUUCCUUCAACUUACCAAUGGCCAGUGCUUCUGCUCCCAACGAGCAUUGUCUCUCCUUCGCUCAGCUUCCCAGAGAGACGUGCAUAUUCUUGACAUUCCCAGUGACUCCGGUUAUGCUGUAACACACGCUCUUUCAAUGCUUUAUCCACAAUGCGACCUGCAUCUGUGCUCGAAUCGCGAUCUGGAGCUUAAUGACUUGCCAGGACGCAAAAACACUUUCACCUUCUCCAUGUUCCGACCCAGCAUGCCGCUCCCUUACGAAAACAACUAUUUCGAUUGUUGCACCAUGCGAUUCCUUCCCGCUUGCGUUCCCAUAGACUAUUGGCCCAGCUUCCUGCGCAAUUUGUACCGGGUUGUCAAGCCCGGUGGUGCUAUUGAGAUGCUUGUCUUCGACUUCACCUAUACGAACGCUGGUCAGCUUACCCAGCAGUAUAUGUCGCAUGUUGCUGCUAACUGUCGCAAAGCAGGCUACUUCGCCGAACCCUCGCGCAAGCUUUCAAAAUUGAUUGAGGAUGCUGGUUUCCAUCACUUAAACCUUGCUCAAAUCGUGUUCCCUCUGCAUCAGGUCGGUCGCGCCACGAACGCGUUCCGGCGUUUCGUUGAGGAUACGGUAAAUGUUUAUGAAAAGGCGUUCGUUACUGAGCCCGAGUACGCUUCGGAAGACAUGCAAAAACAGCUCCAUCAAGAAUUCAUGCGCUACCGCUCUGGCGUACUCUACACCCUCAUCACUUUUGAUAAACCAAUCGUGCUUUAG